Messenger RNA from Zerene cesonia (dogface butterfly), 5300 nucleotides. It is a transcript of the gene Ih, whose product is annotated as potassium/sodium hyperpolarization-activated cyclic nucleotide-gated channel 2. NCBI's taxonomy places the organism in Eukaryota, Metazoa, Arthropoda, Insecta, Lepidoptera, Pieridae. The coding region runs from base 698 to 3049 and encodes 783 amino acids. Gene Ontology annotation, biological process: transmembrane transport; potassium ion transport. The record is from RefSeq and is a predicted model, not a curated record. The transcript is spliced from 12 exons. Gene Ontology annotation, cellular component: membrane. Gene Ontology annotation, molecular function: voltage-gated potassium channel activity.
CGGUCUCAGUCGCCAGUCGCGCUCCAUGCCCCAGAGGGGCUGCACGUGUCCUCGCUGUCUCUCGCGACUUAUGUAACCAUCCGCACGGUGAGUCCGCAGCCUCCGAGCCCCUUCCACCCUCGCCUCCAUCGACCCCGCGAUUCCGAGCCGCUAAUUCAUUCCGCCGCGACGUGCGAACGCUCGCUAUACCGCCUGUUCCAUACGAUAAACUCAAAACUUCGCUUGACCCUUACGUUCAUGCCAGCUGAGUGGUGACAUAAUCGAUGCAAUUCGACGAUACGAAGCACCAAUAGAACGAUAACAAAUUAUUUACACAGUGUAAUCGACGAAGCGCCUUCAACAAUUAUAUCAAUUAAUAAGCUAGCUUAUAAAUAGUAUAGUGUACACAAGUGCCAAGCCGUGCGCGGUAUUUAGUAUAGGUACGUUCGCACAUGACACACGGCUUUGUGACGUAGUGUGUCUGUACCCGGUACAGACGGUGUUCGGGUCGAGCGCGGUCGCCAAGAUUGAGGUGGUUGGGUGCGGGUGGGGCAGGCGCGCGCGCGUGCGUCCCUUGCACGCGUUGGGUCGCGCGAGCGGCAUGUUGGCCUCGCAGCGGUCGCAGUCCUGCAACGAGGAAGGUGCGUUUUUCGGCGCGCGCGCGCUCCGCCGGCCGCGCGGGAAGGGCAGUGGCAGCCCGCCUUGCUAGGGGUACGCCAUGUCGCUGCGCAGCCUGCACCGGAGGCUCUCCUCCGUUAAUAACACAUGCGAUGACGGUGGAGGCGGCGCGGCGGCAGGUACAGGAGGGCGCACGGCGUCGCUACGGCUGGCCAACGGCCGGGUCGCGACGCAGUCGGCCGAGCAUCUUCCGCACUCGCCGGCUGACUGCGCCUCCGUGCGCAUCUCCAUGGACAAUACCAACACGUGCUGCACGGACUCGCUCGUCACCGCCCUUGACGAUGAGACCCUGCUUCUAGGCGACGCUGAUAUGUCGCUGAAACAAGGCAGCGGCACCGGCAAAGUCCAUUUCGGUGGCUUGGACGAUGUGUCAUUGUACGGCACGCCCGUGGAGCCAGCCCCACCAGCCCCAGACGCCAAGCAGGGCUUCCUCAGAAACCAAUUGCAGGCGCUCUUCCAACCCACCGACAACAAACUAGCUAUGAAGCUCUUCGGCUCAAAGAAGGCGCUGAUGAAAGAACGCAUCAGGCAGAAGGCGGCUGGCCACUGGGUUAUACACCCGUGCAGUAGUUUCAGAUUUUACUGGGACCUCUGCAUGCUGCUGUUGUUAGUCGCCAAUCUGAUCAUUCUGCCUGUCGCCAUUUCCUUCUUCAACGACGACCUCAGCACUCGAUGGAUAGCCUUCAACUGUUUAUCGGAUACUAUAUUCCUUAUAGAUAUCGUUGUUAAUUUUAGAACAGGAAUAAUGCAGCAAGAUAAUGCAGAACAAGUGAUAUUAGAUCCCAAGUUAAUAGCAAAGCACUAUUUAAGGACGUGGUUCUUCCUGGACCUCAUCUCUAGUAUACCACUAGAUUAUAUAUUCUUGAUCUUCAAUCAGGUAAACGAUUUUAGUGAAAGCUUUCAAAUUCUACACGCCGGUCGUGCUUUAAGGAUACUUCGGUUAGCAAAACUUCUAUCUUUGGUUCGACUACUUCGACUUUCAAGACUCGUCCGAUAUGUUUCGCAAUGGGAGGAAGUAUAUAUCUUGCAGAAUCUACAAAAAAAGCGCACGGAACGGAGGGGACGUCUCAGCUCCGACGUUGCCAAAAAGAAGGGUGACACGAAAAGCAAUCUGAUAUUUAAGUUUCUCAACAUGGCGUCCGUUUUCAUGCGGAUAUUCAACUUAAUCUGCAUGAUGUUAUUGAUCGGUCAUUGGUCUGGAUGCCUUCAAUUCCUUGUGCCUAUGCUUCAAGGAUUUCCGCCUAAUUCGUGGGUGGCGAUUAACGAAUUGCAAGAAGCUUUUUGGCUGGAGCAGUAUUCAUGGGCGCUCUUCAAAGCGAUGUCCCACAUGCUCUGCAUCGGGUAUGGCCGCUUCCCCCCCCAGUCGCUCACAGACAUGUGGCUCACGAUGCUCUCCAUGAUAUCUGGUGCUACCUGUUAUGCCCUUUUCUUGGGUCACGCAACAAACUUGAUUCAGAGUCUUGACUCGUCGCGUAGGCAAUAUCGUGAAAAGGUGAAACAAGUUGAAGAAUAUAUGGCAUACCGAAAGUUACCGCGUGAGAUGCGACAGCGAAUAACAGAGUACUUCGAGCAUCGAUACCAAGGGAAGUUCUUCGACGAGGAACUAAUUCUUGGAGAGUUGAGCGAAAAGCUACGUGAAGAUGUCAUCAACUACAACUGCAGGUCGCUAGUUGCAUCCGUGCCUUUCUUCGCGAAUGCAGACUCCAACUUUGUUUCUGAUGUCGUCACUAAAUUGCGUUAUGAAGUCUUCCAGCCUGGUGAUAUUAUCAUAAAAGAAGGAACCAUCGGUAAUAAGAUGUAUUUUAUUCAAGAAGGCAUAGUAGACAUAGUGAUGGCCAACGGCGAAGUAGCGACCAGUCUAUCGGACGGGUCUUAUUUCGGCGAGAUCUGUCUACUGACAAAUGCCCGACGAGUUGCCUCCGUCCGCGCCGAGACUUAUUGCAACCUAUUUUCCUUAUCAGUGGACCAUUUUAACGCUGUACUUGACCAAUAUCCACUAAUGCGCCGCACAAUGGAGAGCGUCGCGGCGGAACGUCUGAAUAAGAUCGGCAAGAAUCCCAACCUCGUCGCGCACCGGGAAGACGACACGACGUCGGAGGGGAACACCAUCAACGCCGUGGUGAACGCGCUGGCCGCGGAGGCGGAACACGUGAGCCUGUCGGACGACAGCGUGGCGCGCUUGUCGGAGCGCUCGCUGGGGCUGGCGCUGCAGCCUCUGCAGGCGGCGUCCUGCCGCAUGGCGGGCGUGGCGCUGCCCGGGCUGGGCGUGGCAGCGGCGGCGCUGCCGCGGCCCAAGUCCGAGCACGACUUCAGCUCGGCGCAGGCGCAGCAGCCGCCGCUGGCGGCGGGCGGCGCCAGCUUCCACAAGUCGGACGCCGGCAUCGCCCCCUGACGCCGCACCCUCAGCUAGGCCGCGACGGCCGACCGAUAGCAAUACUAGGCUUAGUGCGAGCGCGCGGCGCCUCGCUAGGUGUAGCGUAGACGCGAGUAUUAGCUGCGACUCUGCCGGGCGAACGCGCCCGCCGAAUCUCAUUUUGUGAUCUUAUACUUAAUUCUCCUGUGUUAUUUAGGUUAAAUUUUAUAUCAUCGACGCUGUGACGAAUACGCGACGUAUUCCGAUUAUAUAGACACUGUUAUAUAUUGAAACUAUCGAGUCUUAUAGUAAUACCUUGCCACUAAAGAGAAAAUUAUGUAGACUAGACUGAAAUGUAAAGAUAUCACUAUUUUAUGCUUUGUUGGCGUACGUGAACCUUCAUUGUUGACGGUUGAGGAACAUUCGUUCGCGUAUGAACGUUCAGAGUUUAUCGUUGCCGGUAGAGACGAUAACGGAGAUUAUUAUAUAUCUGAAGUUGUUGAUAAUUAUUAUUAUUAUUACUUAUUAUGUAAACGUUGAAGCGUAGAGAUGUGUAGAGUUGCGUGAUGACUCGUUCGCCCCGCUUUAUUUAGAUAGUCGUGUAACAUGUCCUAUUUUUGCACAUAACCUACUAUAUUCGUGUGCCAUAUAAAUUUAUUUUUAUAUUUUUCGGUUAGGCAUUUACACAGAAUCGCAAUCGUAUGUAACAAAAAUAUUUUUUAGAUGUAUUUAAGAAUACUUUUAUAUUGUACGUGUCCUGUUUUCCCAACAAUAUUUUAACUUAAAAACAAUUUUAUUUAUUUAACAUUAAGGAAAAUACAAUAAAAAAUAAACGGUUGGUUCAAAACAAACACACGUACAACUAGGUUUACUAGAAGUUUAUUUAUUCUAUGUAGGUAAUUAAAAUGGUAUUUUUGUUAGUAUUGUUAAUAUCAUCUAUCCACAUAUCGUAAUCCCAAUGAAUCCUAACCAUAUAAGUGUAAAAGUAGAGUAAUCAUUUAAUUUUAUAGAUUAUUAUACGCGGGCGAGCGAGUGUUACCGCAACACGCGGUGACGCACCGUGCAGUGCACAAUUGACGCACAACCUUUAAACUCUCACAGUUCAGUAGCACCGUCGCUUUCUUAUUUUAACAUUUCAUAGUCAUAUCUGCCUCGUGGCAUACAAUUCUCUCGGUUUCCUAAGUAGAUUCGAAUCAGUAGCGCUUGAAUCGUUGGUUUUUGUAAAUAUUGUAAGUACGAGGAUUCGCCUUUUAGUGUAUUGUUUUAUAGAAGUGAUAAACGGACACGUGUCAGCGGUCCAGUCAAUUAAACCGGAGCGCGCGGUACUGCGCAACAAAUUGAUGCACACUACACUUGGUACCUUAUUUUAAUUGUAGGAAAAUUAAUUUAUUAUCGAUAGUGAUCAUUUCGUAGGAUUAAGUAGGCCCGAGCGGUAAUAAAUUCGGACGAAUUACGUUGUGAUAGUGCAGCUAGGCUGCUGUCUUGCCGCCGGCUCGGCGAUACUCGACGUCAUAGCGUAAGAUAUAAUAGCUCAACUGUGCAUGGACGAUGCUUAUACUUCUUUCUAUUUAACAUAUUUAAUUCUGCCUUUAUUAGCUGAUAUUUUCAUUGGCAGUAAGCUCUUAGACAUUUUGCAAGUGCUUCUUGAAAUUGUAAUAACUAGAAACAUUAGAUGACCGCAACGAUACUUCCCUUGGUUAGAGUAGAGUAGUCGUUGAGCCGACCGCCGCCGGCGCCGCAUCUUUGGCACAUUUCAUCGUUGACUAAUUAUUCUUAUAGUAUCAUAACAAUUUGUAAAAUAAUUUUGCAAAUGUUGACUUUUUAGCCAAAAUAUAGAUAAUGAAUGACGAACCAAUACGCAGUAGCUUACUAGUAGAUGAAUGCAGCCUAGUUUUCCGUUUUGGCGACUAACACCAAUAGGUACUAUGUACUCUUAAGAUAUUUAUACAAUUGAGACCUUAGCAGAGUGACGUUCAGUCAAUUUAUCUACAGAGUAAUAUUAUAUUACGUUUGAUCCCCGAAAGCAUUUAUUUACUGUUGUUUUAUCUGACAUUGAUGCUUUUUGUAAAGUAUAUAAAUUUUAUAGAAGAGAUCUAUUUUUAUUGUGAAGUUGAGCUGCUGGUUAUAACAGAGAAAACUAUACGAAACAAGAUUUUUUUUAUCUGGACUGUUAAUUAGUGUAUAAUUAUUAUAAUUAUAUUAUACUGAUUUCUGGUAUCUAUUUUCACCAAAAGUGCUCAUCGCUGUCAAGAAAAUUAGAGAAAAUGCAUUAAAAGAAUGAUGAAAAUCC